CGGACAAGGAAGUGAUGUCAAAAAGUUUUUCCGACUACUAGUGUGUGCUGCUAAAUCCUGAAGUGCGUCGUUAAGAAUGACUUCUGUUAGUCGUAAAAGUAAAGGCCAUGAUUUGGUCGAGAAAUACCGGACCCACUUGGAGAGCCGAAUCGGGAAGGGGGAUCGGAGUUUUGUAUGCAGAGAUGAGAAGCUUUGCAAGGAAGUGGAGGUGCUGCUUACCAAAGGCAAUGCAGAGAAGAUCCUUAAUCUACGUGGGCUAGAAUCCCUGACAGUAAUAGAGAACUCACUCCAAGCAUUUUCCUUUAAAACUGGCCAUCUGGGUCUUGAAAAAGUUUCCAAGGCCUUUGAAGUGUUGGAGCUUGCUGCAUUAAACCUCUAUCUGUAUCCAUGGAGAAAGGAAUACAAGUUUGUGAAGAUGUUCUCAGGCAUGUUCACCCAUUGCAUCAAACCUGCAUUAACCCUGCAGCAGGCCAAAGAGCUGUUUGGGUUACUUGGAUAUCAGCCUGUAAGCCAUUAUGAAGAACAAGAGUUGGCACUGGACUCCAAACUACUUACUGCGGAUUUCAUACUCGGCCUGGCGUGUGCCUUCUUCACCGCUCGUAUAGAGUGCCAGCUGCUCCUUUCCACCUUGGGCUCUGUGGACACAAGUGUAGAGUCGGUUCUCCAGCUAGUUAAAGAGAGGCAGAAAGGCCACAGCCUUCACUUGGCAUUAGAGAACACUAAGAAAAAAAUAGAGGCUGCUCAUUCUUCACAUGCCAAACUGACAGGUGCCAUAGAUUCAGAGCUGGAUCUGUACACAGAUAAGCAUUUGCCACAGGCAGAUGCUAGUCACAUGACAUCCAGUUCAUCUGCACCUCCUCGCUCUUCUUAUAUACAACCGAAAGAGACCUUCUUUAACAACUCUCUAUACGGACACCCCUCAUACAGGUUAAAUAAUGAAAACACUAGUCAGGAAGAAGCACUUUGUGUUUCAAUGCAUCAGUGCCAAAUCAGCAACCCCAAAACCCAUGUAUCACUUUCCCAGAAUCCAGGGUUAAUGGAAAGCAUUGGUAAAGAUCAAAUAGCAGGUGAUGGCAAGGAACAAACAGCAGAAGUGGGAGAGGUCAUAUGCACUUGUAUCACAUCAUCGCUUUUGUUUCUAUACUACUGCAAGCAGUGCAACCACAUUCACAGUCCAGAUUGUAUAUAUUAUAAUAUUUGCACAGGUAAAGGGCAUACUUUAUCACUGUGCGACAUUGAACAGCAACAAAACACAAACAUCCCACAUUUUAUACCAGAUGAUCAGCCUAAACGGGGCAAAGAUUUUCUUAAAAAUCAUCAAUGUAUGUGCAAUUCAACUGCUGAUAAAUUUUUGGUGUGCCACAGCUGCCAGAUAAUCCAUGACUGGAGCUGUGAAAAUGUUAAAGUGUGCGAAGCGCUGCAUCACAACUUGCAGUUUACGGGAGUAAUACAACCUCCUCAAGAAGUUAAUGCUCCAAAGAGGCACUUUUGUCUUACUUCAGAGUCUCCAGAAUACGUGAUCUGCCACACCUGUAACAUUGCCCAUGAUUGCCGAUGUACAGACUAUGCUCAAAAUUGCAUUGCACAACAGCAUGAUGUGCUGUACCACCAGGAAUUACGUGAAAUGCACAACACACCAAUAAAAUAUCACCAGUGUUGCAUUGCCAAGCAGCCAUUGCCUGAAAUCGCAUGCCUCACUUGUAAAGCUUUUCAUUCGUCUACGUGUUCUGAUAGUUGGGAGUGCUCUUACAAACACAAAAUACAUCGCCUCGGAACUAAAUGUGUCACUUGUCUCAGUCGUGAGAUUCACACGCUGUGUAGGUAUUGCUUUCUCCUGUAUUGCAAAGCCUGUUGGUAUAAAGAUCCCAUGACAUGCAAGUGUGGAAAUCUUUUUGACUCUCUCAACUGUUCUCCAGUUUAAA
Triplophysa rosa is the source of this 1922-nucleotide messenger RNA. It is a transcript of the gene spata2l, whose product is annotated as spermatogenesis associated 2-like. NCBI's taxonomy places the organism in Eukaryota, Metazoa, Chordata, Actinopteri, Cypriniformes, Nemacheilidae. Gene Ontology annotation, cellular component: cytoplasm. The record is from RefSeq and is a predicted model, not a curated record. The transcript has 3 exons. The coding region runs from base 77 to 1921 and encodes 614 amino acids.